Molecule: messenger RNA, 835 nt
Organism: Xyrauchen texanus (razorback sucker)
Lineage: Eukaryota; Metazoa; Chordata; Actinopteri; Cypriniformes; Catostomidae
Product: ubiquinol-cytochrome-c reductase complex assembly factor 2
Exons: 4
Coding region: 33-443 (136 amino acids)
Biological process (GO): mitochondrial respiratory chain complex III assembly
Cellular component (GO): mitochondrial matrix
Source: RefSeq, a predicted model, not a curated record
CAGAUAUACAGCACAGUUGUGUAACACAGCUCAUGCAUUCCCUACACAUAAAAAUGUCAGCGACCAGAUACCGUCGGUUUCUCAAGCUAUGCGAGGAAUGGCCGAGGGACGAAUCCAAGAAAGGUCGAGAUUUAGGAACGUUUUUACGUCAAAGAGUGGCCAGUGCUUUCAGAGAAGGCGAGAAUACACAGAUUUCAGACCCAGAGAAAUGUGAUCAGAUGUAUGAAAGUUUGGCCCGCAUCAACAGUAAUGUGUACAAAGACAACUUUCCUCGAGCAAAAGAUACAAGUUUUACAGGCGUAACGGUGGAAGAGUGUCGAAUGCUAUUGGCAACGGGAAACAUGCAACAGAUGGAUGAAGAGAAGAAGGGGUUGUGGAAGACACUAAUGGACCGCUUCUCCUCAAAACCUGAAGAUGCCCCCCCUGAAAAAACUGUAAAAUAGUUGUGCUGUACAGAAAUGUAUUUCCUUUUGCAUAUUUUCAAAUAAAAUGAAGAUGUGUAUAUAUAAAUCUUCACUUCUAACAGCUACUGUGGAUCUCAUCAUUAUGAUUCAACAGUUUUCAAAGAAGAAAAACUGGUGUUUGGAAUUGAGACCACUCUGAAAAUCAUAUAAUAUCCAGUAUUAGGAAAUACUUAUUUCAAUAGUCCCAGAGCAGCAAAUAAGCUUGUUUUCUAUGAAAUGGUCCAGUAUCUACAUUAUUAUGAUCCCUCUUGACAAUUCCCACUGGAUGAUUUUAAUUGUUGUUAUUUGUAAUGCUUUGAGUUGUGGAUUCAUUAUCAUUUUUGCUCAAGUAUAUUUUUCAUGCCCUGCACUUAAUAAUCAAGAAUAUAUUU